UUGUUGUUGCCGAUAAGCAGUGAGGGGCAGCUCCACCCCAGCAGGAACAGCUCGUCUCCUGGCUUCCCAUCCGCCCCAGAAAACACUGUCCCAUCUCAGCAAGUAGCAUCCCUGCAAACCUGACCAUCUCCACGAUGCCACAUUCGUGCAGGCUGGUGAUCUGCGUGCUGCUGGGGCCGGGGUCCCUGCUGGUGAGGGGGCUGCCCCUAUCCUGCCCCCAUACCUGCCAGUGCUACGACACCUCCAAAAUCUUCUGCUCAGACGAGAGGAUGCGGGAGAUCCCGGCGGGCCUGCCGGGCAGUGCCACACAGCUCUUCUUUGUGGAGACAGGCCUGAGCAGUGUGCGCAGGGGGGCCCUGGGCACCAGUACCACCCUCACCAAGCUGGUCUUCCUCAACAACAACAUCCAGGAGCUGGAAGCCGGUGCCUUUCAGUGGCUGCCCAGCCUGACCGAGCUGGAGGUGUCAGGAAACCCCUUGCCAGCAGUCAGCCUUGGGGUGCUGAUGGGGUUGACCAACCUCAGCAAGCUCUCCCUGGGUGCCAAUGCCAUCAGCUCCUUGCAGCCAGGAUUCUUCACUGCUGCAUGCAGCCUGCAGGACCUGCGCUUGCCAGGGAACAGGAUUGUGGCAUUGCCCCCCGGCAUCUUCCACCCACUCCGGCAGCUCCAGGCCCUGGACCUCUCACAGAAUGUCCUGGUUGAGCUGCCAGAGGGGCUGCUGGCCCCACUCACUGCCCUCCGCCUCCUCAAACUCAGCGACAACCUGCUGGUGCGGGUGCCCCCCGGCGCUUUCAGGGCACUUGGCCAGCUGACUGAGCUCCACCUGGAUGGUAACCGGCUGGAGGAGCUGCCACCCGGCAUCUUCACCGGGCUGGGGGGGCUGCGGCGGCUGCAGCUGCAGCACAACGCCCUGGGCAGCCUGGCCCCCGACAUCUUCACUGGUCUCCUCAACCUCACUACCCUCAGCCUGGAGGGCAACCGCCUGGCCACCCUGCCUGCCACCCUCUUCACUGGCACACCCAGCCUCCUCCACCUCUCGCUGGGUCGCAACCAGCUGGAGACGCUGCCCCGGGAGCUCUUCUCCAACCUGUCGGCGCUGCAGACCCUGGUGCUUUCACACAAUGCCAUGUUCUACCUGCCCACUGAGGUUUUCCAGGGACUGGCAGCACUGACAGCACUACAGCUGAGCCACAACAACCUCUCCAGCCUGCCAGCAGGGCUCCUGGCUGGGCUGCCCCUCCUCACUGUCCUGGCACUGGACCACAACCGCCUGGCCCGCCUGCCCCUGGGGCUCUUCGAUGCCAAUGAUGAGCUGGUGCGUGUGGGGCUGUCUGACAACCCCUGGGCCUGUGACUGCCACCUUGCCUAUCUCCUGCACUGGCUCCAGGGCUUUGCUGAGCCCCUCAUCCAUGGGCAACCCUUCUGUGCCAGUCCAACUGCUCUCCAGGGACAGUCCCUGCUGGAGGUCCCCCGGGGGCAGCUGGAGUGCCCGGGAGGACCUGGUAUCCCCCCAGAGGAAGGUUGGGACAGGGAUGCUCCAGGACAGUGCACCUACAGCAACCCUGAGGGCACUGUAAGCAUGGUCUGUGAUGCCACAAGCUGCCAGCAGCUCAGCCUUCGCCUCCCUCCUCCUCCUCCCGAGCAAGUGCAGGGGUUGGGGCCGGCGUACCAGGGUACCUGGGUGCUGCACUCCCACUGUGGCACACUGCAGGUCAGCGUCCUUGUCACAGCACAGAGCGGGAAUGAGGCCACAUCGCCAGGUCUCCCUGCUGUGCCCUAGAGCUCAGGUAGGUGCCAGCUUCUGCACUGGAAACCUCAGAGCCAGCCUGGGAAACAGCACCCAGUCUUGCUCUGCUACCCCUGCCUUGGUCACCAACCAUCACUGAGCUCUCCACAACAGCUGGCCUGGUGGUAUUUAUUCUCCAAGCUAUGUGUUUCC
Molecule: messenger RNA, 1937 nt
Organism: Chiroxiphia lanceolata (lance-tailed manakin)
Lineage: Eukaryota; Metazoa; Chordata; Aves; Passeriformes; Pipridae
Gene: CPN2
Product: carboxypeptidase N subunit 2
Exons: 2
Coding region: 135-1778 (547 amino acids)
Cellular component (GO): extracellular matrix
Molecular function (GO): protein binding
Source: RefSeq, a predicted model, not a curated record